This is a messenger RNA of Musa acuminata AAA Group (dessert banana), 1000 nucleotides long. Its product is annotated as ADP-ribosylation factor 1. Gene Ontology annotation, biological process: intracellular protein transport; vesicle-mediated transport. Gene Ontology annotation, molecular function: GTP binding; GTPase activity. Lineage: Eukaryota; Viridiplantae; Streptophyta; Magnoliopsida; Zingiberales; Musaceae. The record is from RefSeq and is a predicted model, not a curated record. The coding region runs from base 203 to 745 and encodes 180 amino acids. Gene Ontology annotation, cellular component: cytoplasm. The transcript is spliced from 7 exons.
CUUCCUCCGCGGAAGAGGAAGUAGCGGGGACCCUCGAUCUCUACGCGGCCAGCCUUCCUUCCGCAAUCUUCAGGUUAUCCCGAUCCAUCCUCGGAGAUCCUCGAUCGUCGUCUUCUGGCCUAAAUUUCUUAUCGGUAUCUCUUUUUGAUUGGGACCGCGUUCGUGUACAUCUUCCUGCUUUUGACCUUUUGCUGACGGAACGAUGGGGCUCUCCUUUGGGAAGCUCUUUAGCCGCUUGUUUGCGAAGAAGGAAAUGAGGAUCCUGAUGGUUGGACUUGAUGCCGCUGGUAAGACGACCAUCCUUUACAAGCUCAAGCUUGGAGAGAUUGUCACCACCAUUCCGACCAUCGGAUUCAAUGUUGAGACUGUGGAGUACAAAAACAUUAGCUUUACUGUUUGGGAUGUUGGUGGUCAGGAUAAGAUCAGACCUCUGUGGAGGCAUUACUUCCAAAACACACAGGGCCUUAUUUUUGUUGUUGACAGCAAUGAUCGGGAUCGUAUUGUUGAGGCAAGGGAUGAACUCCAUAGGAUGCUAAAUGAGGAUGAGUUAAGGGAUGCGGUUUUGCUUGUGUUUGCUAACAAACAAGACCUUCCAAAUGCAAUGAAUGCUGCUGAAAUCACUGAUAAGCUUGGUCUGCAUUCCCUGCGUCAACGACACUGGUACAUACAAAGCACUUGUGCCACAUCUGGUGAGGGUUUGUACGAGGGGCUUGAUUGGCUCUCCAGCAACAUUGCCAGCAAGUGACCGACAGCAGCAGUAUUGCCCGUUCACGGCAUAGUUGGAUGCUUUCAUGACAUCAGGGACCAAGAGCACUCAAAUUUCCACGUAGGUGGAUUAUAUUUUUAUGCCCCGCCCCCCAUCCGCCCCGCCCAUUUUUUUUUUCGUAUUUCAAAAAGCUUCAAGAAAAAGUUUGCAGUACACAGACGUGCUGCUACUACCUUGUAGCGUUUGUAUGUCAUAUCUAUUUCUUUUCCGAUGCAUUAAUGGCCUUUUGUUGAA